Messenger RNA from Pelobates fuscus (common spadefoot toad), 11869 nucleotides. RefSeq names its product serine/arginine repetitive matrix 2 (gene SRRM2). The coding region runs from base 24 to 8876 and encodes 2950 amino acids. Lineage: Eukaryota; Metazoa; Chordata; Amphibia; Anura; Pelobatidae. The transcript has 14 exons. Gene Ontology annotation, molecular function: mRNA binding. The record is from RefSeq and is a predicted model, not a curated record.
GUCUCUGACACCCCUUUACUACAAUGUAUAACGGCAUUGGACUCCCUACCCCACGGGGAAGUGGUACCAAUGGAUACGUCCAACGGAACCUAUCUUCAGUCCGACACAAAAAGGAUCGGACAGAUUACAAGUCUGAGGAGGAAUUAAAGAAGUUGGAAAAUCUCCUGGUGAAGAAACCUAACCAGGAGAUCUUGGAUCACGAGAGGAAGAGGAAGGUGGAAUUAAAAUGUGUCGAGCUUGAAGAAAUGAUGGAGGAGCAGGGAUAUAGCGAGGCAGAGAUCUCGGAAAAGGUUGCUACCUUCAGGUUGAUGUUACAGGAGAAAGAUUUGACUCAGAGCAAAGAGGAGGAGAAACAGAAAGCAAUUGCUUCAGAAACUCACCAGAUGGCCGAAGCCAAUGAAAAAAAGAAUGAGCGUCUUCGCGCAGCAUUUGGGAUCAGUGACAGCUAUGUGGAUGGCAGCAGCUUUGACCCCAACCGGAGAAAUGCUUCUGCACAAGGAAAGCAACAAGAACCACAGAAAUCCUAUAAUUUGGUUGCUGACUCUGCCAGUUCCCGAUCUCCCUCACCAUCGCCUACAAAACACAAAAAGAAGAAGAAAAAGAAGGAUCGUGGUCGGUCUUCCAGCCGCUCUCCAAGUCACAAGGAGAAGAAAUCAAAGUCUCGGAAACACAGGUCGGCUUCAGACUCCAAGAAGAGGAAGCACAGAUCCUCCAGUCCAAAAAGCAAACGCAAAACCAAGGAGAAGAAAAAGAAACGCUCUUUAAGUGCUUCUCCACGCCGUAGAAACGCAUCAUCCUCCUCAUCUGGUGGGACCUCACGAAGCAGAUCCAGGAGCAAGUCAGAGACCCGUAGGCACUCUAAUGCAGGAAGAGAGACCCCAGAGAGAAGGAGGUCCUCUUCACCCAAGAGAGACCGAAGAAGGGACCGUGGCAGGAGCCCGACAGAUCUAUCCCAGAAAGAUAAAACGACAAGGAGAGAUCCUGAUAUCAGAGAUCGAUCUACUUCAUCCUCUACUAAAAGACACAAGGAGCUUCGAAAUGUGCGAGAGCUGGAUAAAAAAGAUAAACCUAGAGACUCUAAAAUCGAGAAGACUUACUCGCGCAGUGCAGCUCGGGAAGAGUCCCCUGAUAUCAGCAAGGUGAACAAAAAGAGAGGAAGACCAGACAGCCCCGAAGAACACUCUUCAAAUGAAAAAGUUAGUGCACGUACUUCAAAGACCCAUUCACCAGGUCGUAAAACUUCUCCUACUGUCAAAGGGCAGUCCUCCAAAACAUCAAGCAGAAUUAGAAGUUUAUCGCCAGGUAGAAAAUCUCCAAAAAAAGUACAUAAAGAGAAUUCUCCAAGACAUGAGAAACUCUCACAGAAGAGACACUCGCCAGUAGCUUCAACCAGGAAACCUUCAGGAAGUGAUCGAUCAUCUUCCUCAUCCUCUUCAACUUCCUCUUCCUCCGUAUCAGAAAGUGAAAAAUCUGAUCAGGAUCCAUUCAAACAGGCUGGCAAAAUUCAAGUCAAAGAAAAGGAAACUAGAGGGUCGAGAACAGAACAACAUCAAGGAGAUAAGAGAGGGAGAUCGGUAACUCCCAAAAAGGACAUUCGAUCAAAGAACUCACCAGGCAAGCGGAGUUCCCACCAUGCUACAUCUUCGAAAAGUCCCCACAGACGACGCAAGUCAAAGAGCCCACCAGAGAGAAACCGAUCACUUUCUAAGAGCCCAUUAGUUAAGGAUCGAUCCAAAACUCCUGUACGCAAACUAUUAUCACAGUCUAUUACAUCACCAAGGAAGACGAGAUCAAAGACACCACAACGAAGAGCUAGGUCUCCCAAGAUUUUAGGAAAACCACGGCAGCCCUCUAGAACGCCUCCCAGGAGGACACGCUCUAAAACACCGCAGCGUAGGGCAAGAUCUAUUUCUCGCACCUCCCCACGAUACCGUAAGGAAAGAGUUAGAUCUCCACAGAGAUCUCCAUCUACAACGCCACAAAAGUCCUAUUCCUCUAAAAAUAAAGGAAGAUCAAGGUCUAGGUCACCCUUGAGACAUACAAUCUCAGGUGCACGGUCUCCAAGAAGAAAGGGUCGAUCACAUUCUAGGUCUCCCUAUGCAAUGGCAAAAUCACGCUCCCCUCUUAGGAGAGCUAGAUCACGAUCACCGUCAGUAAAGCAGAGAAAAAGAUCUCAUUCUAGAUCGCAACAGAAAAGGGCAAUGUCCCGUUCAGUUACACCACGUGGAAAAGGCAGAUCACGCUCUGAUUCAGUAAGGCGCUAUGGGAGAACACCUUCAUUAACACCAAAGGAUUCUAGAUCACGCUCCAGGACACCCUCUAAAGAUUUACGAGCAAUUGUAUCUAAACGCUCCAGAUCACGCACUCAUUCUCCUUCAAAGGACAGGUCUCGUUCCCUGACACCCAGAAAAAGGACAGAAUCUUCUUCUAUAACUAACAAGCCACAGUCUUACACUAAAUUCGUACAAAAGAGGAACACCUCUCCUAAAUCAAAGGAACGUCUUCAUUCCUCUAGAAAAAGGUCUUCAUCGAGAUCCAUGUCUCCUAUAGAAAGGUCCUCUUCUCAAAGCCCAGCUAGAAGGUCCCAUUCACGUUCUAAAUCUCCCCGAAAAUUAAAAGGAACACAGUCAUGGGUCACUCACAAAAGCAUUAUUUCUAGGUCACCUACACCUAGAAAGCAAAGCCAAUCUAAAACUACAAGUGGGAAGCCAAGUUCUAGCCGGAAAAGUUACAGUUCCUCCCCUGAGCCACGAGGUAAGCAAGGUACAAGCAGGCAUUCUCCUGAACACGUGAAAACAUGCAAAAUCUUGGCAUAUAAAGAUGCAACUCAAAAUAAAACACAUGGUAGGAGAAGCCAAUCAAAAUCACCUGUGUCACAAACUUUACAGAGAAACAAGUUGCCUGUUCCCUAUAGUAGGACUAAGUCUCCUGAGUGCAGGACAAAGCCAAAAGACUUGCACAGCAACUCCCAAACAAAAACAGGAAAUCUGGAUAAGUUGCGAUCAUCAAAGCAAAUGCGCAGUCGCUCUGACUCUUCAGAGCAUGAGGUUAGUUCAAAAGCCAAAGUACUGAAUGAUGGGUCCCGAUCCUCUCAUGAUCAUAAAAGUAAAUCCAAAACCAUUCAACAAAGAGAUAUGUCUGAUUCGCCUUCAGAACAUAAAUCUAGAGUAAGUUCGUCUCCGCCUAAAAAAAUGUCUUCAGGGCGAGCCCAGCCAAAAACACAAUCUGAUUCAUCUGAACAUGUUAAAGUAUCCAGCAAAGGUAAAUCUGGCACAUCAUCAGAAGGUGAAUAUAGGUCUAAACUAAAACCGAGAACUAGGUCAAGUUCAGAACAUGAUUCGAGCAUUAGUUCUGAGUCCUCUUCUGAAGAUGAAACUGUGAAGUCCUCCCGGCAACAGAGCAAGCGUGGUUCACCUCGUGAACGUGAAGCAAGGCAAAGUGUACAGAAUUUAUCUGACCGUGACAUUAGAUCUAAGAAACAUCUACAAAAGCAGAUGCUUGAAGAGUCUGCUGUAUAUUCUGUAAGUUCAAGACUUCCAGGUAAAGCUGAUUCAAAACGAUCAGAACAUGAUCUAAAAACUAGAUCACUUGAGCUUAGAGCUAGUUCAGGAUCCUCCUCUGAGCGAAAAAGCAGACCAUCUCAACAUAAAGAUAUUUCAUUGUCUUUGGGAGAAUAUCCAACUAGAUAUUCCCGAAGCAGAGAACAUUCUGUCUCCUCAGAUCAACAGUAUAAAGCUGGACACCCCAGAAGCAAAUCUAGUUCUGAAUCAUCCUCGGAAAGACAGCCAUCAAAACCGCCACGUGGUAAAGCAAGUUCAGUUUCAUCAUUUGAAAGGAAAUCUAAAUUAAAACCAUCAAGUAGCAAAGCAAGUUCUGGGUCAUCCUCUGAAAGACCACCUAAAUCAAGGCUACCACGUAGCAAGGCAAGUUCUGGGUCAUCCUCUGAAAGACCACCUAAAUCAAGGCUACCGCGUAGCAAGGCAAGUUCUGGGUCAUCCUCUGAAAGACAACCUAAAUCAAGGCUACCACGUAGCAAGGCAAGUUCUGGGUCAUCCUCUGAAAGGCAGCUGGUAUCAAGGCCUCCCCGUAGCAAGACAAGUUCUGUAUCAUCUUUGGAAAUGCAACCUAAAUCAAGGUCACCACAUAGCAAAGCAAGUUCUGGAUCUUCUGUUGAAAGACCACCUAAAUCAAGGCCACUGCAGAGUAAAGCACGUUCUGGAUCUUCCGUUGAAAGACCACCUAAAUCAAGGCCACUGCAGAGUAAAGCAAAUUCUGGGUCAUCCUCUGAAAGACCACUUAAAUUACGGUCACCACGUAGCAAAGAAAGUUCUGACUCCUCAUCGGAAAGACAACCUAAAUCACGAUCACAAUGUAGCAAAGCAAGUCCUAGGUCUUCAUCAGAAAGACAACCUAAAUCAAAGUCACCGCAAAGCAAAGCAAGUCCUGGGUCGUUCUCGGAAAGGCAACUUAAAUCAAGGUCACCAAGGAGCAGAACAAAUUCUACUUCAUCUAUUGAACGGCAGUCAAAAUCUAGACCACCUCAUGGCAAAGCUAUAUCUGGCUCACCAACAAAAUCUAGACCACCACUCAGCAGGGCUAGUUCUGUGUCAUCAGCAGAACGGAAACAGAAAUCUACACUGCCUCGUAGCAGAGAGAGUUCUGCAUCAGCCCAUGAGCAGCAAACAAAACCUAGAAGGCCUCAUAGCAGAUCUAGUUCGGAAUCAUCCCCAGAGAGACUACCAGAAUCUAGACUGGUCUGUAGUAGAUCUCGUUCUGCAUCCUCCCCAGAGCAGAAAUCAAAAUUGAGACCAUUCCACAGUAGAUCUAGUUCAGCAUCAUCCAAAGACAGACAUUCAAAAUCUAGAGCAACCCAUAGUAGAGGAAGUUCUGGCUCCUCACCUGAAAGGCAACAAAAAACUAGAUCUUGUCGUAGAGGUUGUUCUCGUUCUUCCACAGAAAGGGAACAAUCACCUAGAAGCAGAGCUAGUUCACGCCAACAGAACCGAUCAAGAUCUGACUCCUCAGAACGUGCACAUAAAACUGGCUCACCACAACAUAUCACUGCUUCUAAGUCAUCAGAUAGAGACCUUAAAUCUCGGUCGUCAGACCAAGAAUCUAAACGUAGAUUGCAAACUAGUUCUGAGUCGUCUUCCAAAUGUGACUCAUGGAAUCUACAAAAAUAUGGACCAUCUGAGCAAGAGGCCACAUCCAGAACACCUCAACACAAAACAAUUGACCUAGCCAGGUCACCAAAUCUGCCCCAUUCAGAGCUAGAAUUUCAGGCUAAAUCCCCUUCAAGUAAAAUGUAUUUAGACAGUGAAAUGCAAUUUAAAGCUCCUCAGCCAAGUGGGAAAUCUGUGGCAUGUUCUGUACAAGAAGAGGGUUCCAAGUUAUCACCUAAAGUACAGUUUGGUCUCUCCUCUCCUUUGAGAACUCUGCAUAGUGGUUUUGUAUCUCCAUCAUUUGCAAAAAAAGACUACAAGACACCUGAUUUUCUGUUAGAGAAGUCAAUGAAAAAUGCUUCCACUCUUUGUCACAAAGAUGAACAAUCUAAUUGGCAUAAAGCAAAACCCCAUCAAUCUAAAAGCAAAACUGUGCCAUCACCUGAUAGUACUGACGGACAAGUGUCCUCAAAACCUUCAUCUUCUCUGGAAAAGGAGACGCUCUCCUCGAUCGAACAGUUAACUUCAACUUGUGAGAUUGAGAGUUCCAAAAUAUCCUCUCCAAAAACUAACGACGCCAAGGAAAACUCUAUGGAGUCAUCUGAAUUUUGCGUGGGAUUCAAUGUAGCUGAGACUGAACUGAAAGUAUCUGAAUUGCACAAAGAUGAAUUUAUUCAGAAAUCUGAAACCCUGUUAGAUAAGGCUCUUCUUCCAGCUUUAACAUCUGCACAUGAAGCAAGUGGUGUUUUGGAUAGGAAGGGUUCAAAACAAAUGUCUGAAUCUCCUGUAGCUGGAAAAGAAAAGCAGAAAAGUGCUUCGAGGUGGGCAAAAUCAAGCUCUUCAUCCUCCUCCUCUUCAUCUUCCUCUUCAUCAUCAUCGUCCUCUUCAUCGUCCUCUUCCUCCUCUUCAUCCUCAUCUUCCUCUUCAUCAUCAUCAGAGGAUGAAGCGGAGCCUCCACCAAAGCAAACAGGGGUUUCUCUAUCCCCUCCAUCAAAGAAGUUAAAAAUGAGCCAAGGACAUUCACCAUCAAAAUGUUUAGAAAAUGUAGAUCAUGCUAAACUGUCAGAGACCACUGCACACUACAGAACUGAGUUGACUUCUGAAAAGCUUGUAUCCUCACCACAGAGGGCUUCAGCAGGAUAUCCCCCUGCGAUGGUUAGCAAAUACUCUGAAAUUUUGAGAAGCAAUUCAAAGUCACCAGUGCUUACUGAUGUGGAUCUGAAUAACGUGCAGAAAAUUGACUCCCCUGCUCCAUCUUUGGAGAAGCUAGGGUCACCAAUGAGUAAAACAUUGCAAUCGCCAUUACAAAAUGUAAUAGAAUCCCCACCCAGAGAUGUAAUGAAAGAGCUAGCUACAGAACCAAAAGGUGAUCAAUCAAAAUCUCCUGCUCGCAAAAAGAGCAUAUCGCCGAAGAGAAGCAGAUCCAAAUCUCCGUCAAACAGCUCUCCUUCAAUCAUUCCCUCCAAGUGGAGAGAGAUAUCUCUUGAAGGCACUAUAGAUUCUGCCCAAGCACCUCAUGGUGACAGUAGCUCUCCAGUAGCCCAAAAGAAAUCAACAUCUUCUCCUAAAUCUGCCAAGUCCCCAUUGAAAAAAGAGAAUGCUAGCAGCUCUGACUCUUCUUCAGAAGACAGCAGUUCUGACUCUUCCAGCGAGCGCAGUGCUUCUGUAGAACGCUCUACACCAAGUCACGUAGGACCUUUGUCAAGGGUCAGUGUGUCCCAUCCACCCCCUAUACGACGUAUUGCGUCACCAGUCCAACAAGAGAAAUCUGACUCUCCUAGAAAUGAGCGCUUGAUAUCGGGGACUAAUAAAGGUUCAGUGAGACGAAGCCGCUCCUCUUCCUCUUCUAGAUCCUCUUUGAGACAAAAAGAGCGUCUCUUAGAGAGAAAUUCAUAUCCACAGAAAAGAUCUAUGUCACAAACACCUCCCAGAAAAGGAUUAUCAAAAACGCCACCGAGGCGUAGAACAAGAACACCUCCCAGAGCUUUUAGAUCACGUUCUAGGUCAAGGGCUGAAAAACAUUCUCGUAGAGACCGUUCUCGUUCUUCUCCAAGGCGUGGCGCAUCUCGCUCUCCUUCAUGGCAAGAUCGAAGGCGUUGGAUCCGCCGUAGGUCUCCUUCUUCACCCAGGAGAAGGCGCUCUGGUUCUCGUUCCCGUCUAGAUAGGACAUGGCGGUCUCGCCGUGGUCGUUCUGGUUCUUCCCCUUGGAGAGGCAGAUCAAGGUCCUUGUCAAGAAAUGAUCGCUCUCGUUUUCCCCGGCGUGGCAGGUCUCGGUCCUCUCCAAGGAGGAGAUCUCGAUCACCACGUAGGCGAGAAAGGCCAAUGAGUUAUUAUCGACGUGAUAGAUCAAACUCCUCGCCUAGACGCAGACGAUCCAGAACACCACCAAGAAAGUCACGGUCGCCUGGUAAAAGGCCUAGGUCUCGAUCUCUUGACCGAUACAGAAGUUCACAGCGUAGUAAGACAGCAACUUCCCCAAAAAGUGGCCGUUCUCCACCCUCUCCUCGUGGAGAAACGACACGCAGGAAAUCAAUAUCUCCCAGAGCUGUGAAACCCAUGUCUCAGAAAGUUCCUUUGUUGUCAGUGAAAGGCACUAACCCAGAUCUUAAAUCUUGUUCAGCUUCUCCUAUUGUACCAGCUGUGCCAGUGAAGACAUAUCCAGAAAUUUCAGAAGGUGUGAAGUCCCCAUCUCCUCCACUCCUGGAAAAGCAUACAGAUGGACAAACUAAAAUGAUUUCCAUUCAAGAUAUGCCGCCUGGCGAAGCCCUUGCUGACAGCAAAAGUGUUGCUGAACUCCCAAUGGAAAGCAAAAGUCCAUCCAAACAAGAACCAUCUGUAGAUGAAUGUAGUCAGUCACCUCCAAGACUUCUUAGAGUCCCUGCUGCUCCAGAGACUCCACCAACUUCAAGGAGUGGUGAGGACAGUCCUGAACCCGUAAUAUUAUUGGAGAAGACUGAUGAUGCAAACCUUGCUUCACAAAGCAUCCACAACGCAGAAGAUGCCUCUCCAGUGGCAAAAGUUAGAACCUACACCAACCAAGACAAUGUGCAAAAUGGGGAAAACGAGCCCUCCUCACCAGCAAACUUAAAGUCCAUUGUGAGCUUACCUACUGAACAGGAUUCCAUGGAUUCUGUCAAGCAAAAGAGGACAUCUAGCUCCUCAAACAGCUCAUCUUCAUCAAGCUGUGAGUCAGAUGCCAGUCCUCACAAGGUUUCUCCAUCCCUGAAAGACACGUUACAGUCUGCACCACCUUUGGUCAGAAAUCCAAGUCCACUGUUAACAGAUCAGACUAAAGCCAAUGAGGUCUCUGCGCCUCUGGAAGGGCCACAACGUUUAAGGAGCUCUAGCACUUCAUCCUCCUCCUCUUCAUCCUCUUCUGGCUCAUCAUCAGACUCUGAUUCAUCUAGCUCCUCAUCCUCAUCUUCAUCAUCAUCUUCUUCUUCUUCCUCGGGCAAAUCAGUCAACAAAACCAGCAGCAAGAAGGAAGCUUCUCCAGGCCGCCAAAGAUCCCGUAGUCCUCGGAAACCAAUUGAUUCCUUGAGAGACUCUCGUUCAUUGAGUUACUCUCCCCCAGCAAGACGUCGACCAUCUCCGCCCCCAGCACGCAGAAGGGAUCGGGGUUCUGGGAGAGGUCGUGAGUCACCUGAUAGAAAGCGCAGGAGAGAAUCUCCCAGUUCUAGGUACUCUCGCAGACGGACUUCCAGGUCUCCGUGAGCCACUUCUGCCAUUUCCAACAGAAGACCGUGAUUAUUUUUAUUUUGUUUUUGUUUUUUUCUUUCUCAACCCUUCAUCUCUCUCAAAGACUCUGGGAGGUUUUGGGAGUUCAGGGGGUGUUAUCUAAUAAUGUUGGAUGUACCCCUGGCUUUGCUGAAUUGACUGACUGCAGGAUGUUUCACCCUCUGCACAUACAUUGUAUUGUUGUUCCCUGUCUGCCCUCUGUCUGGGGGCAGAAUCCAUGACCCCCUCGAUUGUCUCCAGCGGAGUCAUAAUGUGAAUCUUCAGUCCCAGGAUUAAAUUGCUUAACCCAUUGUCACACGUCUCCUUUCUCCUCUGUGAUGUUCCCUAGCACAGCCAGUGGUAAUGUCACCCAGCGACACUGCCCAAGUCUCCUCUUACCUGUCAUUCACCAUAAACAGUUUCUUAAGCAGUGGAUUUAAACAGUGAAACUUAUUUGUUAUGUGUUUUAUUUCUCCCCCCACCUUUUUUUUUUUUUUUUUUGUAAUCUGUACAGCAAGAAUUCUGUCAAUAAAAGAUCGGGCAAGAGGGCCCAUAACACAAUUUCUAGCCGGAUUUGUUGAGGUUUUGUGAAAAGUGAGAUGCACUCAGUUUGUCCUUUGUUUAAUGAUUGUCUUAUUUACUUUCUUUAACUGUAUUAUGUACAAUCUUGAUUUGGAAGGAGGAAUUGAAAGUUGUGGGCCAGGCUAUAUAAUAUUGUCCUCAAUGCAGAAAUACCAACAGUAGCAUAGGUAGCCAUGUGACCCCACCUCUGCAAAUCGUAAAUGCAGAAUUCCUUUCAAUAGGGCAGUUACAGUUGCAGUCUCUCUGGUCCCGUCCCUCUGAGAUUUCGGUGGGUUUUGGCUGAGUUGUAGAAGGGCAGUACAUCCAGUACAGUGCAGUACUCCGAGGGUAUCCAGGCUCAGCCUCCAUCUUUCCAUCCUGGAACUUCCAGUACUGAGAGCCUUUAAAGAAAUAGGUGCUGCCUGUGGAGAUGUGGGUUAAAUAGGUUACUCCAAGGGGUUAUGUAGGGCAUACUGCUAAUCGGAUCAGUCACUAUUAUGUAAACUGCUGGUGACUGUCCGUUUCAUACACCAUGUUUUGUGCUGGGCUAGAACUCCUACUUAGAAGUAGAAAGGCUGAGAAAAGUUUUGGGAAGGUAGAUGGUUUUAUUUCUACAGUAAGGGAAGAAUGUAUCUUUGGGUCUAAAAGAAAGAUCUAUGCUCCUGGUCUAAAUUAUCUAUCCAACUUUCCUAGAUCAGCUCCUUAUUCAGAUAUCCGACUCUUAGACCAGCUCCUCCUCCACAUGUCUUGCCCUCUUAGACCAGCUCCUCCUCCACAUGUCUUGCCCUCUUAGACCAGCUCCUCCUCCACAUGUCUUGCCCUCUUAGACCAGCUCCUCCUCCACAUGUCUUGCCCUCUUAGACCAGCUCCUCCUCCACAUGUCUUGCCCUCUUAGACCAGCUCCUCCUCCACAUAUCUUGCCCUCUUAGACCAGCUCCUCCUCCACAUAUCUUGCCCUCCUAGACUAGCUCCUCCACAUAUCUUGCCCUCCUAGACUAGCUCCUCCACAUAUCUUGCCCUCCUAGACUAGCUCCUCCACAUAUCUUGCCCUCCUAGACUAGCUCCUCCACAUAUCUUGCCCUCCUAGACUAGCUCCUCCACAUGUCUUGCCCUCCUAGACUAGCUCCUCCUCCACAUAUCUUGCCCUCCUAGACUAGCUCCUCCUCCACAUAUCUUGCCCUCUUAGACCAGCUCCUCCUCCACAUGUCUUGCCCUCUUAGACCAGCUCCUCCUCCACAUGUCUUGCCCUCUUAGACCAGCUCCUCCUCCACAUGUCUUGCCCUCUUAGACCAGCUCCUCCUCCACAUAUCUUGCCCUCUUAGACCAGCUCCUCCUCCACAUAUCUUGCCCUCCUAGACUAGCUCCUCCACAUAUCUUGCCCUCCUAGACUAGCUCCUCCACAUAUCUUGCCCUCCUAGACUAGCUCCUCCACAUAUCUUGCCCUCCUAGACUAGCUCCUCCACAUAUCUUGCCCUCCUAGACUAGCUCCUCCACAUGUCUUGCCCUCCUAGACUAGCUCCUCCUCCACAUGUCUUGCCCUCCUAGACUAGCUCCUCCUCCACAUAUCUUGCCCUCCUAGACUAGCUCCUCCUCCACAUAUCUUGCCCUCUUAGACUAGCUCCUCCUCCACAUAUCUUGCCCUCUUAGACCAGCUCCUCCUCCACAUAUCUUGCCCUCUUAGACCAGCUCCUCCUCCACAUAUCUUGCCCUCAUAGACCAGAUAUUCCUUUUAGACCAGUUAUUAUACCCACUGAGUAUUCUGCCUACUGAGAGCAGCUCCUGUUUUUUUAGACCAGCUCUUACACCAGAUAUCUUGAAAAUAUAUAUAUAUAUAUGAGACUAGAUCAGCUUCUACUGCAAAUAUCCUGUUCUCCUAAACCAGCUCAGUAGUCUCCUCAAAUAUUUGGUUAUUUUUACAAAUGGGUUUCUAGAGGAUGUACUAUUUCACAGACCUACUAGUACACAAUAUAUCUUCUUUAAAUUAUUACACUCAAAGUACAAUGCUGAUACACAAGUAUAAAUGACCGUGUUUCACCAUUUAGGUGUUGCUGUUAAAGCACAUUUUAUUGGCUGAUGGGGAAUUACUUUAUUGACAUUGUCUGAAAAGUGAUAGAGUUCUAUAUGUGUGGAAAACACGGCUAGUUCAUAUUUAUGGUGACUGAUUCACUUUUCAUGACACGUAGUCCAAUCUUCCCCAUAGUAUCCACUGCUUUAUAUUUGGCUAGUAGAAGUAAGAAAAUCAAGUCUGGAUACCUUGGGCCUCCAACUUUCUAAACUGGUAAAUAUUUCGCACUCUCGAGAGACCUUAACUUCCCCAUGUUGUAGUUUGUUUCAGUAUAUUUCAUGUGGUAUAUUUUUGGUGAUUAUUUCUUUCCUUAUAAAUAUUUGUAUAUUUGAGCCUAUGAUUAUUAAAAUAGAAGAUUUAUUUG